This is a messenger RNA of Nasonia vitripennis (jewel wasp), 2405 nucleotides long. RefSeq names its product facilitated trehalose transporter Tret1. Gene Ontology annotation, biological process: transmembrane transport. The transcript has 4 exons. Gene Ontology annotation, molecular function: transmembrane transporter activity. The record is from RefSeq and is a predicted model, not a curated record. Bases 208 to 1710 code for a protein of 500 amino acids. Gene Ontology annotation, cellular component: membrane. NCBI's taxonomy places the organism in Eukaryota, Metazoa, Arthropoda, Insecta, Hymenoptera, Pteromalidae.
GAUUAGAGUGGGGGCAAGGAGUGAAUUUUUUCCUCAUUCAGUACGGGAAAAUACAAACUUUAAGCUGGAUUUGUUGAUAAAAAAUGAAACAUGUGUUAAAUAACACUAUUUAUACAUAUAAAUUUGUUAUACAUGUAAGAUUUCCUCAUUUUUCUAGACCUAUAAAAAAGUGGGCCUAAAGCGACGUUUUGUUGACCGGCCUGGUAAAUGCGUACAAAAAAUCCAUUUACUCACACACAGACACAUGUAUAUAGCGACAGUGACAUUUCUCUCAAUCAAAAUAAAAAAUGUUCAAAGGUUCGAAAUGUAGCAUCUCAAAUAAUCGCUACCAUAGCAUGCAAUUUAGUGAAAUUUUCACAUGGUAAUUUAACUGCACUGACUGUGUUGUUGAUCGGAGAACUAUCACAAGAAAAUGCAGAAAUAAAAGUAACGAAAGAUCAACUGUCAUGGUUUGGAAGUUAUUUUUUUAUGAGUCCAGUUGGUGCCAUAUUAUUUGGUUUACUAAGUCACAAAAUUGGCAGUCGUGCAAUGUUAUUGAUCACGUCUGUUACCUACUGUAUGGCAGGCAUGAUGUUUCAUUUUGCAACAAACUCGACAAUGAUUUUAGUCCCUCAAGCAUUCGUAGGUUUGAUGAUACCAGCAACUAUAUCUAGCGGCACAACAUACAUUACAGAAAUUGCUCAACCACAUUUGAGAAGUCCACUUACUACUAGUGGCUAUCUGUGCAUGUCGUUUGGAACACUUUUCACAAUGUUGAUGAGCCAAUUUUUCAAGACAAAAACUAUUGCUAUUAUUAUAACAGUCUUUCCUGUGAUAGGCUUCGUAGGAAUUCUCUUUGUGCCCAAUAGUCCUUUUUGGCUUGCAAGGAAAGGAAGAUUCAAUGAAGCUGAAGUUUCUUUGGCAUGGCUACGAGGUUGGACAACAUUGUCCAAUGUGAGGUCUGAAUUUCUAACUUUAAAAGAAGCGAAUACACAUGAAGAGAACGAAGAUAUCCAAAACCAGAAGCGGCCAUUAAGGGUUAUAAUAAAACCUUACAUGGAAAAAUCGUUAUGGAUACCAAUGAGUAUCGUCUUCUGUGUUUUGGCAAUGUUUAAACUAACUGGCGGCGAAAGUAUGAGGACUUACAAUCUCCUUAUAUUUGAAAAGUAUGAGACUCCAUUCGAUAUCAAGGUAGCUAGUACAAUUUAUGAUGGCGUAAGCAUUUUUGGAGCAAUUAUCUGCAUGUUUAGCAUUAAUACAUUUGGAAAAAGAAAACUUCUCUUUACAUCUCUCAUCGGAGGUGGAUCUGCUUACCUAGUUAUCGCAUUAGUACUGCUUUUGAUUAAGCUCGAGAUAGGGAACUCGUCUGGAUACCUAUAUUGGGUUCCUCCUGUAAUGCUAAUAUUUUCAUCUUUUAUAUUUUCAUUAGGUAUUGACAAGGUUUCAUACAUGUUAAAUAGCGAACUAUUGCCAACCAGAUUUCGUGAGAUUGGCAUGGGAAUGGGUAGAUUUAUAUCUACUCUUCUAUUAGCGAUGUUGCGUAAAGUACUCUUGUACAUGAUGGAUGCUAUGACAUUACAAGGCGUUUUUCUGUUUUUCGGAACUAUAUGUUUUAUCGCACUUGUUACAUUUUAUUUUAUAGUGCCCGAGACUGAAGGGAAAUCUUUGAUUGAAAUAGAAAACCAUUUUGCCGGUAAUCAAUCAGAAACAGUCAAAACCCGAAAACUGUAACAACUAUCUUUGGAUGAAAUAUCUAUUCAGAAAGUUCAAAUUUUACAUAGUUAGAAAAAUAAACUUUUUUGAAUUUUUUUUUUGAGGAUUUACACAGGCUUGCUUCGAUAAACUGCCUACAAUUUGUUUGUAUUUUUUUUUAGUAGAGACACUAGUGACCUGCAUUUGUCAACUAUGUUAUCUAAUACGUAUUUUGGGAUAUCUGGCAAUGUACUGUCAAAAAGAUUUUUUUCGAUUGUUUUGAAACUCUAUAGAGAUCUUAUAGUGAUUUUUUGGUUGGUAAUUUCAAUAUGUUUAUACAUAUCGUUACAUAUACAUAUCGUCAAAUACAAAUCCUGGUGUUCAAUAUCCUUCAGGCAAUAAUUAUGUUUUUCGAUUUUACUACAUUGUUGAUAACACAUAUGUAGUCGAAUAGGUUUAGUCUGUAAACCUAAAAUAAACUGUUGAAACUUCCUUUGUUAGGCUCCUGAUUGUAGAUGCCAUUUUGUUGAUUGAGAAUUCACUUGUGGAACACAGCGUGAACAUCUCUAUAUCCUCGCUUAGCGAUCACAGAUCGAUGAUUGUACACAGAACAGUUAUUAUUUAGAAUUAUAGAAUUAAUAGAUACUACAUUAUUGAAAUUGUUAUUAUAGUGAAAUAUAAUAUUUUUAUACAUUUCUACUGUUUAAUAAAGUAUACAUAUUUUAUAAACCAAA